GCGAAGAUUUCCAACGACGAAUAGUCAGAUCGCAAUCUAGUCUAGUGUAUUAUUGCGCAAAGGAAAAUACGCCCAAAAUCGCUACACGAUAAUAACGUUAGACUGUAACUGUUUCUUGAAUUCUUCAGAGGCAAUAAUUUUGCCUCUUUCUUGCAUGAGAUGUCUUUAGAGGAUUGAAAGCUAUAUAUCAGAGUAAUGAUGAGGGUGAAAUUUGAAAAUGGAUCACGUCUUGUGAUUUUCAAUCGCAUGGUCUUCUUUGCUGUGGUGGUGAUUUCCCUAUCGGAACAGACUUUGGCCCAGCAGGUAUGUCAAGACCAAAUCGUCCAGGCAGCUGAUUGGUCCACUAACGUCACAGUUCGUUACAACACCGACGUCACUUCUCCUGAAAAUGUCACCUACGAACCCGUGGACAAUUCCAAUUUCCCCGUGGGGAUGUACCCCAUCACGGCGACACUCGAUGGUGCUACUAAUUGCACCUUUACUCUCAUCGUUCUAGCCAAUCCUAUAUGUCCAACAAACAUUUCGAUAUCAAGUGAUGAGAACGUGACAACAACCGAUGUCAUCUGGAGCUAUCCUAGCGAAAAUCGCAUUGACCUUUUCCCUUUGACCUCUAAUCCGCUGAACGGGACAACCUUUGACCUUGGUGUGACUGACGUCACCUUAUCCCUCACAGAUUAUCCGGAAUACAGGUGUACUUUCAUUGUGGAAGUGAAAGAUGAGCAACCACCUCGGCUGACAUGCCCAGAAAACCUUGAUGUGAACAACUCUGCAGUGGCCAUCUGGGAUGUCCCUAUGUCUUUGGAUAACUCUGGAAGCGUUCUUCUGAGCUCCAGCCACACACCAGGAAGUUAUUUCCCGUUCAAUACAACUACCGAGAUCACCUAUACCGCGGCGGAUAGCAGCGGGAACACAAUCUCUUGCUCGUUCAAUCUGACCGUCGUCCGAGAUGGGUCGCCGGAGAUCACGAACUGCCCCUCCGACUUGAGUAAGGCGGUACCCCCGGGUGUAAACGACACGACUGUAACCGAAUUAUGGACCCGAGAACCCACGGCCACGUCCCCAUCGGGCGGCGAUGUGACUGAAUCCAGUAACUUCGAUAGAACCUCGAGCUUUGGUAUUGGUACUACCCGGGUAACCUUCACGUUCACAGAUCAGGCUGGCUCCAGCUCCAAGUGUCGCUUCCUCGUCUCCAUAACAAGAGAACCUGACACAAAUGCACCGUAUGUUGACAACGGCGUAACAUGCCCGUCGGAUGUCAUUCGGAACGCUCCGCCGGGAACGACAGAGAUGCAAGUCAUCUAUGAUGAGCCGACAUUCAAUGAUGUCGUCGACGGGAAAGACAUCAAGGUCACGACGACGAAAGAAUCGGGUUCGGUGUUUAGUGCAGGAACGACCGAGGUUCUUUAUGUGGCUACGGACAAGUCUUUUGAAAUCAACCAAUGCAUUAUAAGCGUAACGGUCGAUGUGACGGAAGACAACGAGGAACCAGUCAUUAUGGGUUGUCCAGGGAAUAUCACCCGUUGGGUGGGAGUAGGAGUCCCCUCUGUGGCGAUCACCUGGACCAAGCCCAAUGCCACCGACAACUUUGAAGUGGUAUCGUUUAACUCCUCCCACGAGCCAGGUUCCAUGUUCCCCAUAGGAGUAACAAGAGUCAACUAUACUGCAACGGAUCUGGUCAACAAGCAAGAUACCUGUGAAUUUUACGUCACAGUUAUAGUUGAUACCGAGAGUCCGGUCAUAAUGAACUGCCCUAGUGACAUCACCGAGUUCGUUGGUGAAACAGUGAACUCUUUGGAAGUGACGUGGGAGUCCCUAAAUAUCACGGACAACUCUGGUAUGUACCUUGUGGAUUCCAGCCGCCCAUCCGGAUACAAUUUUCCAGCUGGGCCCAUCCCUACCGAUGUCACCAUCAGUGUCGCAGACGAAGCCGGAAACUUGGCGAGGUGUAACUUUAGAGUAAGCAUAUCUGUCGAUCCGGCGCCCGAUCUCAUGUGCCCUGAAAUGCCCGUCAGUAAUAGCACCACUCCUGGACAGUCUUAUGCUGACAUCUAUUGGCUAAACGAGAUAACAGUGACAGACAACACAAUAUUCAUGUCUAACAGCACACAUGAAAGCCCCCUUCGAGUUGAACUGAACUCACCCAUGACCGUAGACUACAGGGUUGAAGACUUACGAGGAAACGUCAGAUCAUGCACUCUUCAAGUCGUCGCUAACGAUACCGAGAAACCAGUGUGGACUCCAUGCCCUGCAGACAUAACCCGAGCAGCCGUCCCGGGGACCAAUUCCGUUACGAUUAGCUGGGACGCGCCGGGCGUGACGGACAACUCGGGCGAGACUCCUCUUGAAGUCAGCACCCCUCGGACACCUCAACUGUUUUCUGGAGGGACCCACACCAUCGCUUACAUAGCAGAGGAUGGCGCGGGAAAUAAUGGCACCUGUCAAUUUGUUGUGACAGUUACAGUCGAUUCGGCUGUUCCUCAAAUCUUGAACUGUCCACCGGAUGGCCCUCUGGUCUUCUCGACCCCGGAAGGACAAGCCACCGCUAUUGUGACCUGGGACACCAUCACUGCAACCGAUACUACGGAUGGUAGCGUUCCUGUGAGUUCAAGGAUCAAUCCAGGGGAUGAGCUCACCAUUGGCAGGCAUCUAGUGGAGUAUGAAGCCACAGAUACCAGCGGGAAUGUGGCGACAUGCUCAUUUACGGUCGAAGUCAGGGACGCUGAGCCACCGACGAUCACCGGUUGUCCUGAUGAUAUCAUCGCCUAUGCGCUUCCACAACGAGCGCAGACCCCUGUGUCGUGGACCACGGAAGCUACAGCGACAGAUAACUCAGGAUCAGUGACGGUCUUCAGUAAUCCAGAAUCAGGCUCGCUCUUCACUGUCGGUCAAUCAACCCAGGUGCUAUACUCAGCGAGAGAUCCAUCACUAAACGAAGCCGGGAAUCCGUGUAGCUUCACCGUCACUGUACAGACAGCAGAUUUGAUCCGUAUCAGAGGCUCGGUGACGCUUGAUACGAUUCGCGGGAAUGGAAUCUUUCUUGAUCAGCAGACAGCUCGGGACACUUUGCAGGCUGAUCUGGCGACAUUAUUCCGGGGAACAAGCCUUGCUCCUGUCGACUUUGUGGAUGUUGAGGUGCUGACUUCAGUAAUAGUCUCGGAGAACGAUCUCCGUGCUAGCUUCACUCUCUACUUUGCUCCAGACUCGCAUCACAACGAAGAGGAAAUCAAAGAAAUCUUUUACAACGCGCUCGGGAACAGAGUUAGCUUCGCCAACGGGAAUGUCAUUGUACCAGAUAGCUUCGAUCUGACCGUAACAGAAUAUCGUGGAGAGUUUACUCUCAGGAGCAUCGUUCCAAAUAUUGACCUGGUAGACUUCACAUCAUGUUGCUCCGAUCCGAAUAGUGCAAGUUAUCAAGCAGUCCUACAGACGAUCUACAGCCAUUUUACUGCUACAUUUGGGAGUAUGUCUCUCAUUCUAAUGACGCGUAUCCUGCCGCUUCGAGAAGGGAGCAUCAUAGUCCCAUACACGCUAACAUUUGAUGGGUUUACAUCAGUAACCCUAAACGACAUAGUGACUGCUUUCAACGCUACAGUCCAGGAACCGACUAGGGAGCUCUCCCAAACCGAUCUCUUUCUCGCCCUGACUAGUGAUGGUGGAAUUGGUGAUACGGUUGGGAUAUGUCCAGCUGGCUACUGUAGCAAUGGAGGUACUUGUAAUGUCGCUACAGCAGACACGUAUGCCUUCGAAUGCAGUUGUCAGUCUGGGUUUACAGGAGAUCAGUGUCAAAAUAUGAGAAGCCCGCUGAGCACGGUUGAGAUCAUCGGUAUCUUCCUUGGUGUGAUGGGUUUGAUCCUCAUUCUCCUGGUCAUCUGUUGCUGCUGUCUGUGGUUGAUGGGUGCGAGGUCGAGAAUGCCUGCUGAUGAGGAGUACCUCGUGGACAAAGCACCCCAUCCCAGCAUGCUCAUGCUGCCGAUGGAUGAAGAUUAUUACCGACCACCUCGUCGUCAGCGGCCAACCAUCACCGAAAUGCCCGAAGAACUAGACCCCCGACCAUACAGACCUCCCACUCCGCCCUCUCCGCCCCCAUCUUCAUUUAUGCACGAUGAUCCCUUCUUCGUACCACCCCCUCAACCAUGGCAACCACCACGGCAACCACAACAACCAAUGAUCCUUCCUCCUCAACAGCAACAACGACGACGCCCAAGGAGUCCACCUCGACAACGGAGAGAACGACCACCGGGUUACUACGAAUCCCGAGUACCAGGACCACCACCUCCGCAACUGUCUCGCCAGAUCUUGGUGUUACCACCACAGGCUCCAAGAUGGCACCGAAUGAGGAAUCGUAUUGACCGGUAUUUGCCGAAGCGAGGGCCGCGAUUCCGCGGCAACCGUCAACCCGAACCACUAUCAUAUCUUAAUGAGCUACCACCCGGCUAUGACCGGGGACCAAUUCGUCGUAAUGACCGGGCACCUGCUCCACAAUUCAGAGGAGAUUAUGCUCCAGACCCGCUACCCGGCCAGUACCUUCAGGGUGGAGGACCAAUCCGCAGGAAUGGCUCAAGAAGGCCCGAUUCUUCUCGAAAGAGAGGAAACCGUGUACCAGAAGAGGUUGGAGAAAUGAAACAACGAUUGUUCCAUGAGUUCAACUAUUAAUUAAGGUUGAUAACAUAUUUUAAUACCCUGGCCUCAUCUGAGUUUGCUUAGGGUUGUUGUUUACAUUUAAGUAAUUGAGAAAUAUAUUUUAUAAAUAUGAUAGUAUAAAACUAGUAAAAAAAUGUAUGGACAUACAUGUAUUUCAUCUUUAAUUAUCAAAAAAUUAUCCAAUGAUGUGGAUAAAUUAACUUGAUUUGGUAGCACAGUAGAGUUUAGGGAAAGUUAAGUUUGUGUAAAAAGAUCAUAAGAACACUGAACUGUUUAAAUCAUGUUUAAUAAUAUCUACACUUGUAUAUUACUAUACGUCAGCUAUACCAAUGACCAACUACAGACCAAACAAACAAUUAAAAUUACCCCCUUUGGCCAAAAAUCGGUCGAUAUGCAUGAAGUGCGACUUCGAGUCGGUUGGGUGGGGUGACCGAGGUACUAACGAUUUAUUAUUCGAGCUCACAUUGAAAUAUUCAUAUUCUAAACAUGGAUUUUUUUUACAAGUAGUCUUUCAAAUAUA
Messenger RNA from Strongylocentrotus purpuratus (purple sea urchin), 5161 nucleotides. Its product is annotated as hyalin. The transcript has 25 exons. The coding region runs from base 196 to 4653 and encodes 1485 amino acids. Lineage: Eukaryota; Metazoa; Echinodermata; Echinoidea; Camarodonta; Strongylocentrotidae. The record is from RefSeq and is a predicted model, not a curated record.